AGAGGGAGAGAAAGGGUGGGAGGAGAAGCUGGGAGGAGAGUUGAAUUAAUGAAUUAAAAUGUCCUGAGUCCAGUUGAGUGACUGAACAGGCUACUUUUUCAUUUAUAAGGAGAGACAAGUGUAAACUUGAGAGAAGAGGACAAUUCAACUUCUACAUGAACCCGCGAACCAUCACAGCUCGAGAUGCAACGGGGACAUUGCAACUAUUUUAUUAUAUAAUAACUCUGUAAUGUUCAACCGGAACCGGUACAGACUGACACUUCAGUCUUAGAGAAACCAUUGAUUUGUCUUUGGUCAAUUCGGGAUUAGAUUCGUAGGCUACAGAAACUUAUUGAUUUUAACGGUUUGUAAAAAUGGUUUUAUUGUCAGGCAUGUUAGAAUUUUAAUGGCAAUAUCUCAAACUACAAUCAGGAUGGAAAUCUGUAGACAAUGAAAGUUGGGUGUCUCGUGCUCAUGCGUGUGAGAGAACUGUCAACAAGUGCGCAUUCCUCCAAUCCAUGACGUCGCACUGAGUAAAAAGUCAACAAAUAGGCAAAUUGAUCAUAACAUACAUUUUUUAAAUGUGUUUGGGGGAUACAAACACUUUUAAAAGUCUCAAAAUUGCAUUCAACAAUUGCAACAAAAGUUUCACUCCUCUUUUUCUUCAUCUCUCUCCCGUUUCACUCCUCUCCCUCCUCACCCCUCCUUCUCCUCACCCCUCUCCCUCCUCACUCCUCACUCCUCUCCCUCCACACCCCUCUCCCUCUCCCUCCUCACCCCUCUCCCUCCUCACCCCUCACCCUCACUCCUCUCCCUCUUCAGCUCUCUCCCUCUUCAGCUCUCUCCCUCUUCAGCUCUCUCCCUCACUCUAAUUUCCACCGUCAAGUCCUUUCCCAUUUAUCCAUUCUAUCCCCCUUCACCCCCGACCUCACUCCUCCAUCAUCAACUCCCCCUCCCACCAUCCCUCCCUUCUUCCCCUGAUAAAGCUGCAGCCAUGACGUCGGCCACUCCCCCCUCCUCGCACGGCUCCUCCCCCCAGAAGGAGUGUCACUCCAUGACACAGACGGAGGUUCUGAAGCCGCUGCUGGGGGCAGGGGGGGCGGAAGGGGUGGGGGUGGCAACUGCGGCAGGGGGGGCAGCAACGGCAGGGGGGGCAGCGAUGGCAGGGGGGGCAGCAACGGCAGGGGGGGCAGCAACGGCAGGGGGGGCAGCGGCAGCAGGGGGGGCAGCGACAGCGGUCUGCGCACUCCGACGGAGACGGCGCGUUCUCUCCAAGGACGGGCACAGCAACGUGCACAUCGAGCAUGUGAGCGGGCGUGGGGCGAUGUACCUGCGUGACAUCUGGACGACCUUCCUGGACAUGCAGUGGCGCUACAAGCUCUUCCUGUUCUCGGCCACCUUCGCCGGGACCUGGUUCCUGUUCGGGGUUCUGUGGUACCUGGUGGCGCUGGUGCAUGGAGACCUGCUAGAGUUUGACCCUCCGUCCAACCACACCCCGUGUGUGAUGCAGGUGCAGACUCUGACGGGGGCGUUUCUCUUCUCACUGGAGUCGCAAACCACAAUUGGCUACGGCUUCCGUUGCAUCACAGAGGAAUGUCCCGCCGCCAUCAUCCUCCUCAUCCUCCAGCUGGUCAUCACCAUGGUGCUUGAGAUCUUCAUCACUGGAACCUUCCUCGCCAAGGUGGCGCGGCCCAAGAAGAGAGGAGAGACAGUGAAGUUCAGUCAGUACGCUGUGGUGUCCAAUCACGAGGGCCGACCCUGCCUCAUGAUCCGUGUGGCUAACAUGCGCAAGAGCCUGCUGCUGGGCUGCUCGGUGACGGGGAAGUUGCUCCAGACGUCCCAGACCAAGGAGGGGGAGACGAUGCGUCUGGACCAGCGGAACGUUCCCUUCCAGGUGGACACGUCCAGCGACAGCCCCUUCCUCAUCCUCCCCCUCACCUUCUACCACAUCAUAGACGACAGCAGCCCGCUCAGAGCCUGGGCUGCCAAGGGAGGGGGAUGGACGGAUCCGGAUCUGGCAGACUUUGAGCUGCUGGUGAUCAUGAGUGCCACGGUAGAGCCCACAUCCGCCACCUGCCAGGUGCGCACCUCCUACCUGCCUGAUGAGAUCCUGUGGGGGUAUGAGUUCCCCCCCGUGGUCUCCCUGUCCUCGUCUGGGAAGUAUGUGGCGGACUUCACCUUCUUCGACAAGGUGGACAAAACGAAAACCCCACCCCUCUUCAAACAGGCCCCCCCCCCAAGCCCGGCCAUACACUCGUCCCGCAGCAGCAGAGGGGGCGCAGAGGAAGGGGCGGACCCAGAGAAGAUUAAACUAGAGGAGAGCUAUCGAGGGGAGGAGAGGGGGAGGGGCGGGGGGGAGGGGCAGGGGGAGGGGGAGAGACAGUAGCCCCCUCAGUGUCCGUAUCAGUAAUGUAUAGAGAGAGAGAGGAUGGAGGGAGAGAGAGAGAGGAAGAGAGAGAGAGAGAGAGAGCAUGAAUGAGAUGGAAUGAGAGAGUUACGAGAAACGAGAAAAGAGAGCAGACUGUAUGGAGAUUGAUAACUUAUCAAGUGAGAAUAAAAAGUUGAAGGAAUGAGAGAUGAGCUGCUCCUCUGUUGGGAAAUGUGAACACACACACACACACACACACACACUCCUUUUUUGGACUUUAUGCGUUUGUAUUGCCCCUUGUAAGGAUUCAACAGGUGAUGUUCUUCAAAGGAACAUAAUACAUCCCAUUUGUGUCCACUGUCCGGUAAUCAAAGAUGGACCAAGAAAGCUUUUUAAACUUAAUUUGUCUGUAUUUUUUAUAAGAAGACUUUGUGUGACUGGAAAGGUCAAGGUUGACUGGUUUACCAGGACAAAACAUGGUUCACGAGGACAUAAUCAAAGGAACCAUGCAGUGGAGGCUGCUGAGGGGAGGACGGCUCAUAAUAAUGUCUGGAACAGAGUAAAUGGAAUGGCAUGGAAACCAUGUGUUUGAUGUAUUCGAUAACAUUCCACCUAUUCCACUCCAACCAUUACCACAAGCCCAUCCUCCCCAAUUAAGGUACCACCAUCCUCCUGUGGAAUCAUUGUACUGUUACUGUUUUUAACACAGAAAGGUACUCUGUCUGCAGGACAUGAGAGUGGAAAUACUGGAUACUUUUUUUUUUUUUUUUUAAGGAUUUUGAUUGAAUAUAUGAUAUCGUAUGUAUACUGUAUGUAUCUGUCCCUAACGAUGCGAUAUCCAGCAGUACUUAUUCAUCUGAGUAUAUGCUUAGCAGGGUUGGGGUCCAUUCCAUUUAAAUUCCGGUAAAUUCACAAAGUAAACCAAAUUCCAAUUCCAAAUUUUCAUUGUCACUCAUUGAAAAGCACUGAAGAGAAAUGAAAUUGGAAUUGGAAUUCCAGUGUACUUCCUGAAUUGACUAGAAUUGAAAUGUAAUUAAUUCCAACCCUGAUGUUUAGUGUUUCUGUUAUUUUUUAUUUUAUUUUUCACAGGAAAAUAUGUAUGUUAACAAUACUAAAAGCACUUUAACUUGAUGGUGUUUGUGUACACAAGCAUAUUUAUGUUUCAGUCAAUGUGCGUGUGAGACUGCAUGUAUGUGUGUUUUAACAUGUUCAUAUGCAGGUACUUGUUAUUCCUCCUGUACUUCAAUACCUGAUCACUCCUGUGGUCAUUCUAAAACGUGCCACUAAACUGUGCCUUUUGAUGUGCCAGUGUCUGUGCAGUCGAGCAUCAGAUUUCAAUAUCAUAUGGUGUGGUUAGCUGACAUGUUAAACACCUAUCCACUCGUUGUGAGAUCUGGUAGGCGUCUGCAAUGAAGUCAGGCAAGAAUGCUACCAUUGCCUGUGAUUGGUUAUAAUGUGUUGGCCAGGCCAGGUCCCAUCUGUAAUACUGCAACCUCAUCACCCUAACAGAUAAUAUACUAUGAAGUGUUGCCCAGGCCAGGUCCCAUCUGUAAUACUGGAACAGAUAAUAUACAAUGAAAUGUCUGUUUUUAAUAAAAGUGCAGAUUUACAACA
This is a messenger RNA of Oncorhynchus kisutch (coho salmon), 3961 nucleotides long. RefSeq names its product ATP-sensitive inward rectifier potassium channel 10. Gene Ontology annotation, cellular component: plasma membrane. Bases 974 to 2365 code for a protein of 463 amino acids. Lineage: Eukaryota; Metazoa; Chordata; Actinopteri; Salmoniformes; Salmonidae. The transcript is spliced from 6 exons. Gene Ontology annotation, molecular function: inward rectifier potassium channel activity. Gene Ontology annotation, biological process: regulation of monoatomic ion transmembrane transport; potassium ion import across plasma membrane. The record is from RefSeq and is a predicted model, not a curated record.